AUGGGAGGUAUCGGCAAAACUACUCUGGCUCAGCUUGUCUUCAAUGAUGAUGAAGUGAAGGGCCGUUUUGAUUUGAGAGCAUGGGUCUGUGUUUCUGAUUACUUUGAUGUUUUGAGAAUAACCAAGAUCAUUCUACAAUCCGUUGAUUCGGAUACUCGUGAUGUCAAUGAUCUCAAUUUGCUUCAGGUCAAAUUGAAGGAGAAAUUUUCUGGGAAGAAGUUUCUUCUUGUGCUAGACGAUGUUUGGAAUGAGAAUUGUCAUGAAUGGGAUACUUUGUGCAUGCCAAUGAGAGCUGGGGCAGCCGGUAGUAAACUCAUCGUGACAACCCGUAAUGAAGGUGUCGCAGCAGUUACCAGAACUUGUCCAGCUUAUCCCCUAGGGGAGUUAUCAAACAACGAUUGUUUGUCUUUAUUCACUCAGCAAGCAUUGAGGACAAGAAACUUUGAUGCCCAUCCACACUUGAAAGAAGUUGGUGAGGAAAUAGUGAGAAGGUGCAAAGGCUUGCCUUUGGCUGCGAAGGCACUUGGUGGCAUGUUGCGCAACCAACUAAGUCGCGAUGCAUGGGCAAAUAUAUUAACAAGCAGGAUAUGGGAUUUACCGGAAGAUAAAAGCCCCAUCCUUCCCGCUCUCAUGAUAAGCUACCAUCAUCUCCCUUCUCAUUUGAAGUGGUGUUUUGCAUAUUGCUCCAUGUUUCCAAAGGACUAUGAAUUCAACAAGGAUGACUUAGUCCUCUUAUGGAUGGCAGAAGGCUUUUUGCAGAAAACGAAGGAGGCAGCUAGGCCGGAAGACUUGGGUUCUAAAUACUUCGAUGAUUUGUUCUCCAGGUCAUUUUUUCAACAUUCAGGUCCAUAUUCAGCCCGAUAUGUGAUGCAUGAUCUCAUCAAUGAUCUAGCUCAGUCAGUUGCAGGAGAAAUAUAUUUUCAUUUGGACAGUGCAUGGGAGAAUAACAAACAAUCCACCAUUUCUGAGAAGACUCGUCAUUCAUCAUUCAACCGUCAAGAGUAUGAGACACAGAGAAAAUUUGAACCCUUUCACAAGGUGAAGUGUUUGAGAACAUUGGUUGCACUACCCAUGGACCACCUAGUUUUUGACCGUGACUUCAUAUCAAGUAUGGUGUUAGAUGACCUUUUAAAGGAAGUGAAAUAUUUACGGGUAUUAUCUUUAAGUGGCUACGAAAUAUAUGAGUUACCGGAUUCAAUCGGCAAUCUUAAAUAUUUGCGGUAUCUCAAUUUGUCCAAGUCUUCUAUAAGAAGGUUACCUGAUUCAGUAUGCCAUCUUUACAACUUACAAGCACUGAUAUUAUCUUAUUGCAAAGACCUUACGAUGUUGCCUAUGGGAAUUGGAAACCUAAUCAACCUUCGCCACCUUCAUAUCUUUGACACACGGAAUUUACAAGAAAUGCCUUCUCAAAUUGGAAAUCUAACAAAUUUGCAGACAUUAUCUAAGUUUAUUGUGGGCCAAAGUAACAGCUUGGGAUUAAGAGAAUUGAAGAAUUUGUUUGAUCUUCGAGGAGAGCUUUCAAUUUUGGGGUUGCACAAUGUGAUGAAUAUUCGAGAUGGAAGGGAUGCCAAUUUAGAGAGUAAGCCUGGCAUCGAGGAGUUAACAAUGAAAUGGAGUUAUGACUUUGGUGCUUCACGAAAUGAAAUGCAUGAGAGGCAUGUUUUGGAGCAGCUACGACCUCAUAGAAAUCUGAAAAGGCUCACAAUUGUAUCUUACGGUGGAUCAGGAUUCCCAAGUUGGAUGAAGGACCCAUCAUUCCCAAUAAUGACACACUUAAUUCUCAGGGACUGCAACAGAUGCAAAUCAUUACCAGCUCUGGGCCAAUUAUCCUCACUCAAAGUCUUGCAUAUUGAACAGUUGAACGGAGUUAGCAGCAUAGAUGAGGGGUUUUAUGGAGGGAUUGUGAAGCCUUUUCCAUCCUUGAAGAUUCUAAGGUUUGUGGAAAUGGCAGAAUGGGAAUACUGGUUUUGUCCUGAUGCAGUUAACGAAGGUGAAUUAUUUCCAUGUCUUCGAGAGCUUACAAUAAGUGGUUGUUCGAAGUUACGUAAAUUAUUGCCUAAUUGCCUGCCUUCCCAAGUGCAACUUAACAUCUCUGGUUGUCCAAAUUUGGUAUUUGCUUCUUCAAGAUUUGCAUCUCUUGAUAAAGUAAGUUUAGUAGUAUGUUAUGAGAUGGUGUCCAUAAGAGGGGUUCUCGGAGGUCUUUAUGCAGUUAUGAGAUGGAGUGAUUGGCUUGUUUUGUUGGAGGAGCAAAGGCUGCCUUGCAAUCUUAAAAUGUUGAGUAUACAAGGCGAUGCUAAUCUGGAGAAGCUGCUUAAUGGAUUGCAAACUCUCACGUGUCUUAAACAGUUGGAAAUAAGGGGAUGCCCUAAACUAGAGUCAUUUCCAGAGAGGGGGCUGCCACCAAUGCUAAGAAGCCUUAAGGUGAUUGGUUGUCAGAAUCUAAAACGGUUGCCUCAUAACUACAACUCAUGUGCCCUUGAAUUCUUGGACAUUACUAGCUGUCCAUCUCUCAGAUGCUUUCCAAAUUGUGAGCUGCCAACCACACUCAAGAGUAUAUGGAUUGAAGAUUGUAAAAAUCUAGAGUCUUUACCAGAGGGAAUGAUGCACCACGAUUCCACUUGUUGUCUUGAAGAGCUGAAAAUAAAGGGAUGCUCCAGACUGGAGUCAUUUCCCGAUACGGGGUUGCCACCAUUGCUAAGACGACUUGUGGUGAGUGAUUGCAAGGGUCUAAAAUUGCUGCCUCAUAACUACAGCUCAUGUGCCCUUGAAUCCUUGGAGAUUAGAUAUUGUCCAUCUCUCCGAUGCUUUCCAAAUGGUGAGCUACCAACCACACUCAAGAGUAUAUGGAUUGAAGAUUGUAGAAAUCUAGAGUCUUUACCAGAGGGAAUGAUGCACCACAAUUCCACUUGUUGUCUUGAAGAGCUGAAAAUAAAGGGAUGCCCCAGACUGGAGUCAUUUCCCGAUACGGGGUUGCCACCAUUGCUAAGACGACUUGUGGUGAGUGAUUGCAAGGGUCUAAAAUUGCUGCCUCAUAACUACAGCUCAUGUGCCCUUGAAUCCUUGGAGAUUAGAUACUGUCCAUCUCUCCGAUGCUUUCCAAAUGGUGAGCUACCAACCACACUCAAGAGUGUAUGGAUUGAAGAUUGUAAAAAUCUAGAGUCUUUACCAAAGGGAAUGAUGCAUCACAAUUCCACUUGUUGUCUUGAAAUAUUGACGAUAAGGAAGUGUUCAUCUCUCAAGUCCUUUUCAACAAGGGAGUUACCCUCCACCCUUAAGAAACUUGAGAUUUACUGGUGCCCCGAAUUGGAGUCCAUGUCAGAGAACAUGUGCCCCAACAAUUCAGCUCUUGACAAUUUAGUCCUUGAGGGUUAUCCAAAUCUGAAAAUCCUACCAGAAUGCCUUCCCAGCCUCAAGAGUCUCCGAAUAAUUAAUUGUGAAGGUCUGGAGUGCUUUCCAGCAAGAGGCUUGUCCACCCCCACUCUCACAGAACUUUAUAUCUCUGCAUGUCAGAAUCUGAAAUCCCUGCCACAUCAAAUGAGAGACCUCAAAUCUCUUAGAGAUCUUACCAUAUCGUUUUGUCCGGGAGUGGAAUCCUUUCCAGAAGAUGGUAUGCCCCCCAAUCUGAUAUCACUUCACAUUCGUUACUGUAAGAAUCUGAAAAAGCCCAUAUCAGCGUUCAACACCCUCACCUCUCUUUCGUCAUUGACUAUUCGGGAUGUGUUUCCAGAUGCGGUUUCCUUUCCGGAUGAAGAGUGUCUUCUUCCCAUAUCUCUCACCUCCCUCAUAAUCGCUGAAAUGGAAUCCCUAGCCUACCUGUCUCUCCAAAAUCUCAUCUCUCUUCAAUCCCUAGAUGUGACAACUUGCCCUAACCUCCGAUCCUUAGGGUCGAUGCCAGCGACACUUGAAAAACUUAACAUUAAUGCUUGUCCUAUACUAAAAGAAAGGUACUCGAAGGAGAAAGGAGAAUAUUGGCCCAACAUCGCUCACAUUCCAUACAUUGAAAUAGAUGGGGUUUUGGAGGUAGUUUCAGGCAUCUUGGUGCUGGGAUUGCUAAUGAUUGUGAGAGUAGCAGAAUGCGGAAGGGCAAGCAGUGUGGAAUAUCUGGCUAUAAACUGCUGGAAACACAGUGCAGUGCUGACAAACUUUGGAGGAAAUGGUGAUGGAAAAAAGAUGAAAAUCAAGGCCUUUAAGUCUGCAAUUGAUCAUCUCAGUGAGUGUGCUUCAGAUGGAGGAGCAGAGCCCAUUGUGCCUCCUGGGAAAUGGCUAACUGGGAGCUUUAAUCUCACAAGCCAUUUCACUCUUUACGUCCACAAGGAUGCUGUUAUUCUUGGAGGUCAAGUUUGA
Molecule: messenger RNA, 4344 nt
Organism: Vitis vinifera (wine grape)
Lineage: Eukaryota; Viridiplantae; Streptophyta; Magnoliopsida; Vitales; Vitaceae
Product: putative disease resistance RPP13-like protein 1
Exons: 2
Coding region: 1-4344 (1447 amino acids)
Biological process (GO): defense response to other organism
Molecular function (GO): ADP binding
Source: RefSeq, a predicted model, not a curated record